CCGUCAAGGAGUGAAUUUUUGAAUUGAACUAUAUAUAAUGUACUGUUAAUCUAUUAUUUUUACGUGUUUGCUAGAUCUUGAAAUAUUAAAAUGAAAGCAUCAAGGAAAAAAAAGCCUGAAGUAGUUGUUUUCGAAGAACCAGCUCGAAAACAAAGAAAAAAAACACUGAAACGAGAGACGCGUCCAAAUAACGAAAUAGAUAUGGGAAAUAUUAGUUUUAAAGAAAUUGCACAGGAAGUGAAAGAGUUAGGUUUAUCAGGGUUUGAAAAAAAAGAACAGAAAAAGUAUAAGCAACAAGAAGCUCAAGCUUUGGGUGCAAAGGCUCCAAAGCAGCAAAAAAUGCCAUAUCCUCUGCUAAUGAAAUGCAGGAAGAAAAAAGAUGAAAGAGAAAGGAAACAGCAAGAUUUGGAAGCUGCGAUGGGUAUAUUCAAAAGGAAAAAGAAAUCAGAUGACAGAACCAAACAAAUUCUUAAAGGAACUGGUCGUUGGGUAGACCAAAGCAAGGGCCUUGAUAGUGGAAAGUUGAAGAAAGGUGUUCGAAAACUUAAACAAAAAGACAUUGCUAAAUUUAAAAAGAGCAAAACGUAAGACCUACAAGCUGAAAAUGUAAUCUAGAUCUGAAAGCUAGAAAAAUAAAUUUGUAUUUAUUUAAUUAAACAAUUGUUGUACUUUUGGGCAGUCUAACCAGCAUUAGUUUUCCAUUUUAUUAAUACAACAUUGUAACUAUAUACUUUGUUGUUUUUAAUAUUAGGGCAGGUUAUUGAAUGGCCUUGUAAUUUAACUGCAAAAUCACAAAAUUUAUAAUUAGUAUGAUAAUCCUUGUUAUAUUUUCUCAAAAUAUCAACAAGACAAACUUU
Molecule: messenger RNA, 857 nt
Organism: Dendronephthya gigantea
Lineage: Eukaryota; Metazoa; Cnidaria; Anthozoa; Malacalcyonacea; Nephtheidae
Exons: 6
Coding region: 91-588 (165 amino acids)
Source: RefSeq, a predicted model, not a curated record